AUAAUAAUUAUCAAAAGAAAAAAAAAGACCGCAAGCACCGCUACUUUUUUCAUAAUCCUUAGAAAAUCGAGUAGUUUUUGCCAACAAACUAAAGAAAAUUGUGAAUGUAUUAAAUAGAAUAAUAAAUAAAAACCACCACAAGAAUAUAAAAUAAACCUACGCCAAGAUGGAUAUGAGUUUAGAUGAUAUAAUUAAAAGUAAAAAAAUAACGCAAGCGCCCUCAAAAAAAUUUGGCAUCAAAAAGCCAGUAGCACUGCCCCUUAGGAAGACCCUAAACAAGCCGGUGUUUAAGGAAGCCAGACGCAUCACCGAUGCUCGCCUUAAGAUUAUACAAAAAAAUCGGGCUAAAAUUCGAGAUGCUCGUGAUAAGUUGGCUGAAAUCACAAGAAAUAAUGGUGAUGUACGACAGAAGUUAAUGCAAAGGCAGGAAUUAAACACAUAUAAAUAUAGUAAAAUGGGCAGUGGAACUGGUAGUAGCGGUGGUGGUGGAGGUGGCUCUGGAGGCCGAAGAACGGUGGGCGUUAGUAAAGUUAUACCAGCUGGAGGCUUAAAAACAAAAAGUUCCAAUUAUAAGACUUCUUCAUUGCCGUCUAUAACCAGCAGACGACAUGAAAAUCAUUUCGAUAUACCACGGGGUUAUGUUGACUACGAUAAUAUGGAGAAAAUGGAAGAGGGUGAGUAUUUUGGGUGGCAUAGCAGGGACGAAAGACGCCAACAAAUCGAGGAAUAUGCCGCUGCCUCUAGGCUUAGUCGUACUGUACAAAACGAUAUGGCCUAUGAGUUGGCACCACCAGCUCCCAGACGCUUGAAUUCUUGGGGUUCAACUUCCAAUGAACACUUUGAUCCCUUCGAUGUGUAUGAAGUUCCGUAUUCUACACGACAUGAACGUCGUAUAUCUCCAGACUUACCAGCACCACCUGCUAAGGGCAUUUUGCGCUCCAGCUCCAUAAGAGAACGUAGUCCAGACUCAUAUUCCAGACGUUAUCUACCUGAACAAACCUCACAUUUAUCUUAUGAAAUGCGUUCACGUUUAGAGCGUGCACCUGAUCCACAUGCUUCAAUGGGCAUUUUCUCAAAUCCCCUUAAACCAUCAUCGUCAUCAUCCAUUUCUUCGUCCAUGGGUGGCGGUGGAGGUGGUUCGGCUAUGUUUACCUCAUCCACUGGUUAUCGCAUAGUUGUCAGCAAUUUACACACCAGUGUCAAUCAAUCUGAUAUUAAAGAACUAUUUGAAGAUAUUGGUGAACUUUACGACUCACGCAUUGUACGGCCUGGUGUAGCCGAAGUCAUUUACAAGUCAUUAGCCGAUGCCGAAAAGGCUGUAGAUACUUAUCACAAUCGUCAGCUAGAUGGUCAGCCUAUGAAAUGUUUAUUAGUUAAUCCCAGAGCAUCUAACAAGCCAACAGCACCCGCCAUACGCUCGUCAAGGUGAGAACCAGUUUACACUCAUCGAAUAAAACUCCUUUAGAAAUUGAUAUCGAUGCCCUACACAAAGUUCUAUUUCGUCGUCAUUAGUGUUAAAUGAACAAAACAAAAACAAACAAAUA
This is a messenger RNA of Lucilia cuprina (Australian sheep blowfly), 1544 nucleotides long. RefSeq lists its product as uncharacterized. The coding region runs from base 167 to 1429 and encodes 420 amino acids. The record is from RefSeq and is a predicted model, not a curated record. Gene Ontology annotation, molecular function: mRNA binding. Gene Ontology annotation, cellular component: nucleus. Gene Ontology annotation, biological process: mRNA export from nucleus. The transcript has 4 exons. Lineage: Eukaryota; Metazoa; Arthropoda; Insecta; Diptera; Calliphoridae.